This is a messenger RNA of Mycena citricolor, 1018 nucleotides long. The record is from the annotation of a GenBank genome assembly. Lineage: Eukaryota; Fungi; Basidiomycota; Agaricomycetes; Agaricales; Mycenaceae.
AUGAGACAAAAGCGCGCAAAGGCAUAUCGGAAGCUCAUGGCUCUCUACUCCAUGUCAUUCGGCUUUCGACAGCCCUAUCAAGUCCUUGUGGACUCUGAAAUGUGCCAACUGGCUGCAGACUCGAAAACCGAACUCGGAAAACAAAUCUCGACUGCUCUUCAAGGCGAGACGAAGCCCACCACUGUCUAGUGAUCACUCAAUGCUGCAUCCACGAGCUGUAUCUGCGCGGUAAAUCGCAUCAGCCCGCUGUCGACCUCGCGAAACUAUUCGAGCGAAGGAAGUGUAAUCAUCGCGAACCGAUACCGGGGGACGAGUGUCUAGCGAGUGUCGUUGGGGAAAUGAACAAGCACCGCUACGUCGUCGCGACACAAUCCCAGACCCUGCGCUCGCAACUGCGGAGUAUACCCGGUGUUCCGAUUCUGCACAUCAACCGUUCCGUUAUGAUCUUGGAACCUCCAAGCGACGCUACACUGCGAAGCAAAGCACUCACUGAAGAAAAGGCUUUGCAUGCGACAGGAUCCGAAAAACCGCAAUCGGAUGCCGGGCCUGUCCCCAAGAAGCGCAAAGGGCCGAAAGGGCCUAAUCCACUUAGCGUGAAGAAGAAAAAGCCCGAUCCUAAACCGGCGGCUACAACAAAACCAAGGAGUAGUGAAACUGCGAUAGUAGGAGAGAAGAGAAAGCGAGAGGAUGUAAAGGAAGCACAGGAAUCGCAAGCUGAGCCUGAGAUGAAAAAGAAACGCAAAAGAAGAAGAAAGGCCACGGACACAGAUGCUUCUGUAACCCAGUCUGUAGACUAAUAUAUUCACCCGUCCCUCGUUACCGUGUCUCAAUAGUCCUUACUCGUACUCAGUUGACGAAAAGAUGCAACCCAAUGAAUGUUGUUAAAUUGCGACGUGUGAUAGUAGGAUUACAGAUUACAAAACGAUGCGAGAAGCCCUCAGUUGCCGCCGCGGAGACGCAGGACAAGGUGGAGGGUCGACUCCUUCUGAAUGUUGUAGUCAGAGAGAGUACGGCCAUC